Calidris pugnax (ruff) is the source of this 2318-nucleotide messenger RNA. RefSeq names its product neurensin 2 (gene NRSN2). The record is from RefSeq and is a predicted model, not a curated record. Lineage: Eukaryota; Metazoa; Chordata; Aves; Charadriiformes; Scolopacidae. Gene Ontology annotation, biological process: nervous system development. The transcript has 3 exons. Gene Ontology annotation, cellular component: neuron projection; transport vesicle; neuronal cell body. Bases 250 to 810 code for a protein of 186 amino acids.
AGCAGCUCCCGGCCUCACAGCAGGGACCCCGCUCUCCCCCACCCCAGCACCCCCCCUGCCCCUGCCCUCCUCACCCCACAUCCCCGGGGAGGAGGACGGUGCCGGGGUUGCGUUGAAGCUGGGGGCUGGCUGCCCACCCGUGGAUGGUGCCCUGGGAUCCCUUCCCAGACAGCAAAGGAACCGCUGUUGGUGACAGCAUCGGGACAGAGAAGGAUGUUCUAAGGCCUCUGUCCCCCUCCCCGAGGCCCGAUGCCCACCCGUGAGCCCAAUUGCACCUGCGGCCGCGGGCCCAGCGUGGCACAGGGGAAGUGGUACGGGGUCCGCUCCUACCUCCACCUCUUCUACGAGGACUGCGCUGGGGCCAGCCCUGAUGGGGACAGGGAUGGGUCCUCACAUCAUGGAGCCUGGGCCCCCCUUAUCUGGAAGGUGAGCCUCUCCACGGGGACCCUGUUCCUGCUUGUGGGGGCCGCCGCACUGGCUACGGGCUCCCUGGUGCCCCCCAAGCUGGAAGGGAUCAGGGAGGAGGAGUUCGUGGUGCUGGACGUGCAGGCGGUGCGGUACAACCACGCGCUGGGGACGUGCCGGCUGGUGGGCACGGCGCUGUGCGCGGCGGCCGGGGCACUGGGCGCCAUCGGGCUCCUCUCCUGCGCGCUGGCCCCGCGCCGCCUCCAGGAAGAGGAGCAGCAGCUCUCACCCAUCCUGCGUGGCAGCCCCCCAUUGUGCACCCCCACCACCUUCACCCCCCUGGGGACAGCGGUGCCCUUCGGCAUCUCCCACCUUCACGGCGUCCAGCCCCGCCGGGACACCUGAUGCCCAACACGGGGUCAAGCUGUGCUGCACACUGGGAGCUGGCUGGACCACCUGGACCUGGUUUGUGGCAAGCAUCUGGCUCAGCCCUGGCGUGGCCACCACGUCCCACUGUCCCCCACAGCCCCACUUCUGCAGCUGCUGCCACUCAGUAAAGACGCCAUGGAUCCCUUUGCCGGUGGCUCAGUGGCUGUUGCUGUGUCUGUGUCAGAAACCCCGCGAGGGUUUGUCACGGUGGCCACCGCCAGCAGCACCUCACUUGUUGUGUAAUCGGAUCAGAACCGGGGAAUGAAACCAUUUGGGCCCAGUUUCCCUGCGGGAGGUGGCUGAGGCCAUCGCUGGUGGCUGAGCACAGCGGUGGGCACCCAGGGGACACGUGGCUCUGUGUGCCCUCUCCUGCCAGCCCAGCGCAGCCCCGUGCACCACCUGCCCUGGCCACCAACAUCUCAGCUCCCCUGAGACACCCCGGGGUGCUGCUGUGUCUCAGUGGGAGGGUCCUCGCUGUGUGUUGGGCCGUGCUUGGAGACCAGCAUCACUCUGGGAGCAGGGACCACCUGGAGUUGUCCCUGCCACUCGCCCAGGGGCUGCCCACGCUCCCCGGUGCUAUAAGGCUCCUGUCCCAUGUCUCCCCGAGGCCAGGACCCUCCAGGGCCUUGCAUCCCUCCCCCAGAAAUAGGGAGGCGUUGUGCAGCACACCCAGCAUCCCUGGUGUGCAGGAACCCGGGGGUACCCACCCACUGCUGGCACAAGCCAGCUGUAGUGGGCACCAUGGGGGUGCCAGGGCCCCAAACUCUGCCUCCCAUUCCUCCAGUUUGGCCCUGUGUCCUCAAGAAAGCCGAGCGAGCAGCUCAGCCUUAGCCUGGCACACUGGCUUGUCCCCACGCUGCCUUCUGCAGCAGCAGGACCAGAGCAUGACCAUGCCAUGGAUGAGCUGGUGGCAUCUGGCAGCUCCUCCGGUCACCCUGGGCCAGACCUGAUAACACCAGCCAGGCUCAGGGGCAGCAGGGCAGGAGCAGCCAUCCCCUUGGCCAGGGACCAGGGUGGAGAGUGGGAGAAGGGCCUGUCUCCAUGCCUUUGUGGGGUGCUGGGGUCAUGCACAGGGAGGUGGGCAGGGUGGCAGAGCAGGCAGGGGGAGGGAGGAAGAGGAGCUGGGCCAGGCCGGGAUGUUGCAACUGGGCUCACAGUGGCAUCAGCCACAGCAGGGAGUGACCUGAUGGGACAGGAGCUGGUGGCUGUGUAGCUCAGCCUGGAUCCAGCCCAGGAGGAAGCACAUGGAGGAGCGUCAGGACAGCCCUGAGCCGGCAGGGCCAAAACCCCACAGCCCCGUGUGCCACCCCUGUGUGCGGUGACCCCAGAUUGCCGGCCACGGUGGCCACCAGGCUGUACAUCCUGCUGGAGCUGUGCCCAGCCCGUGCCAGGCUGCACCCACGCUGCAGCACCUGGGAGGCACCUGGGUAUUCGCACACAGCACCCUUUCCCUGUUUUUGCUCUUUUGGGGUAAAUAAAAGAUG